AUGAGGCAUGAUGAAAGACUGAUCCCGCACAAGAAAAAUGAUGGCAAGGCCGUAAUCGCCCUUUUGUGUAAAGAAAGCAACAGUCCCAAAGUGUCUCCCGGGUUACCGGGUUACCGGGUGAAAUGGUCUACAGACGCCGAGCGAGCAUUCCAGGCCCUAAAAGAAGCCCUCAUCAGCAGCUCCGUGCUACGUAACCUGGACUUCGCCCUCCCGUUCACCGUGCACACAGAUGCAUCCGAGACCGGGCUGUGCGCGGUCCUCUCAGAGACCUUCGACGGGGAGGAGCACCCGGUCCUCUACAUUAGCCGAAAGCUAUCCCCAGCUGAGAGGAGAUAUGCGGCCGCAGAGAGAGAGGCCCUAGCCAUCAAAUGGGCCAUCGAGGAACUAUGGUACUACCUGGCCGGUCGGCACUUCGUCCUAGUGACCGACCACGCCCCACUCCAGUGGAUGGCCAAGGCCAAGGACACCAACGCCAGGGUAACCCGGUGGUUCUUGGCCUUGCAAGAUUUCUCGUUCCAGGUCCAGCACCGGGCGGAGGCCCACCACGGGAAUGCAGAUGGGCUCUCGCAACGAGACGCACUCUGGGCUCGCCACGCAGCGGUAGUAGGCUCGGAGCUGAGGGGGGGGUACUGUCACGACAGACCAACAGCCGGCGCGCAAGGUAUUAAAAUUGCUCUGUCCCCGACUACCGCGCAGGCACGGAAGGAACAGCCCCGCGUCAAAACCGACGGCAACCAGAAAGCACGUGAUGGUGGGGUAGAGCUGCCGAACACACCUCCGGCCAGUGAUUGGUGUGCCGAUCGGAAAAAAUCCAUCAUCCAGCAGACGAGGAAAACAACACAGGUGGAUUACCCGCUUCACUCAGAAAUUGUACAUACAAUAAAAGUUGCCCAGGACAAGAAGGACUUCAAAUGUGUGGAAAGCCUCCUCAGAGAUCUGACCAAAGAAAACCCAGAUGCUGUUAUUGAGUUGUCCAAUGAUGACUGGAUGAAAGACCCCAAUGUUCAGCUUCCACCAGCUGUGUUGGUGGGCCUCUGGUCUUUGGAAUACAAGCGGGAGCUGACGAGUCCACUGUGCAUUGCUGCAGCACAGGGUUUUACUGACUGCCUACUGUACCUGCUUGAGAAUGGAGCACAUCCUAAUCUCAGUGCAGGAGGAAAGGCGGCACUUCAUGAGGCAUGCACAAAUGAAAACACUAAAUGUGCAGAGCUACUCCUAGAGCAUGGAGCCAAUCCCAAUCAGCUGACAGAGGAUGGACUGGCACCUUUACAUAUGUGCAGGACACCCCAAUCACUCCGCUGUGCCAAGGCCCUGGUGCGUCAUGGCGCCAAUGUAAACCUUCCUACUGAGGAAGAAGAGGACACUCCAUUACUUGUGGCUGCAAGGCAUGGCCUGCCACACCAUGCCCAGCUAUUCCUGCGAUAUGGAGCAAACAUCAACCACACCAGCAGCUCAGGAGAAACAGCAUUAGGUGCUGCAUGUUUGGAAGCUCAGCAAAUGCCGGAAGAAGAUCAGGAUGAGGGACACCUUCAAGUCUGCAGUCUUCUUUUGAGUUAUGGUGCUAACGUGAAUCAAGCUGACAAUGAACAUCGCACUCCUCUUCAUAAGGCUGCCCGCAAUGUCCAGAUCAGCUUGGUGCAGCUUCUUUUGAAUCAUGGGGCAGAUAUCAAUGCCAUCGAUUACAAUGGUUGCUCACCACUGUCAAACGUGCUACAAAACGCUAUAUUACGUCAGAAAUGGCAGCCAGACAUUGUGGUUCAGACCCUGUUAAACCAUGGAGCCAUUAAAGUAUGGCCACAGGCAUUGCUGAAGGUAUUAACAGCCUGUGCAGCUGCUCCAAAAACUGUGGAAAUUCUGUUCAACUCCUACACGCUUGUACCUGUAACAUAUAAAUGGGCUGAAGCUAUUCCUGAAGACAUUUUCAAACUUUACAGGUCAUUUUAUGACUCUCUUUUUGCACUGGAAUACAAACCUCGCUGCCUGCAGCACCUGUGUAGAUCUGCACUAAGAAAGCACUUUGGGAAAUACUGUUACUUAUUUAUCCCCCAGCUUCCUGUCCCAAAGAUGCUACAAGACUAUCUCCUAUUGAAACCUGAAGGCUACAUCAACUAGAAGAGUGGAGGUUAACACAGUAUUUGAAAAAAAAAAAAAAAAACAUUCACUGAUACUGAAAUUGAUAUGAAAUUGCAUUUUUAUUGUAAAACUGUUACACCAUGACUUUACUUUAAUCUGCCAACUGAGAAUGUAUGCUUGUUAUGAUUAUUUUGCUUUUUUUUACUAUGUGUACUUAACAAAACAAACAGUUUGUUUUUAUAGUGGACUUGUGGUGUCAUUUAAUCACUUGCAUGCAUAAGAUUGUGCUCAUUUUUAAGAUUGUGCUGAUGUGUUGAAAGAUGUCUUUUUAGAACUUCAUAUUGUUUACUGCUAAACAGAGUUCUGUUUUGAUAAAUAAAACUAUUUGAGAUUUUCCUCUAACACUGCAUGUCAUUUGUAAAAAGCAGUAUGAGAUUCUGAAAAUGAGCUUAAAGUAGAGGUUAGCACUUAAAUUUAUUUUAUGGCACUUAAAGGUGCCAUAAAAUAAAAAUCCUGACAUCUCUUUUU
This is a messenger RNA of Ictalurus furcatus (blue catfish), 2601 nucleotides long. RefSeq names its product ankyrin repeat and SOCS box containing 18 (gene asb18). Gene Ontology annotation, cellular component: axon initial segment; synapse; membrane. The record is from RefSeq and is a predicted model, not a curated record. Gene Ontology annotation, biological process: neuronal action potential; negative regulation of delayed rectifier potassium channel activity; intracellular signal transduction. Bases 1 to 2112 code for a protein of 703 amino acids. Gene Ontology annotation, molecular function: transmembrane transporter binding. The transcript is spliced from 8 exons. Lineage: Eukaryota; Metazoa; Chordata; Actinopteri; Siluriformes; Ictaluridae.